GUGCGAGUCGAUUGAUUUUUGGCCUUUUUGUUCUUUUUAAUGUGAAACUACACUUUCAAUGCCGAUAAAGUAACACAUUUAACCAUUAACUAUGGAUCAACCGGACACAUCCCAAGAAACCGAUGCACAGGAUUGUAUGAUCCUCCAAGUGCCUGCCAUAGAAGAACCCAUAGAUUCUGAUAACCAAGACCCGAUGUUGAAAGACAACGUCAUGAACAUGUUCACGAGCGUCUGGGUGAAGGUGGAGAUGGAAGAAGAAUCCCCGAGCAAUAUCGUCGUUGAACCAGAUAUCACCCACUUCAGAGAAUCAACGAGAAAGAAACAAAAACCGCUAUUGAAAUGUGACGUGUGUGAUUAUACUACAACAUACAAAAACUGCUUGAAGCUCCACAAACUGGGUCACGGAGGAGUGAAGCCAAACUCUUGCGAACUCUGCGACUACACCACAAAAUAUCCUACAGCGUUGAACAGGCAUAUGGCUAUAAAACACCAAUCGGAAGAGCAGUUGAGCAAAAUGAGGUCGUCACCAAAUUAUAAAUGUGGCACCUGUGACUAUACUACUUAUUACAAAUGGAACCUGAACGCUCAUAUGCGAAAGCAUAAAGAUAACAAACAGUUUCAAUGCAGUGAAUGUGAUUAUACUACAGCGUACAGGCAUAACUUUCUUAAACACAGUAAAACGCACAACGAUAAUAUGGUUUAUAAAUGCGAUAAGUGUCCAUUUGUGACGAAAUAUGAUGGCCACAUCACUAGGCAUAUGGCCAAAAUACACAACGAGGUUUCGGACAAAGCAAACAAGUGUGAAUAUUGCGAUUUUUCAACGAAGGUAAAUUGGAGGUUGACCGCUCAUAAGGUUAGAAGUAAACAGAAAGAAAUAUUGAAAUGUGAGUCAUGCGAUUUCGAGACUUAUUACAUGUGCGAAAACAAAAAACAUAAAAGGACUCACACGAAAGUGUAUAAAAAGAACCAAAUACCUCUAGAAAUGGAAGACCAACUGACUGAUUCAUUAACUACUACAAAUAAAGAAUUCAAAUUCCUAAAGGAAGAAAAUGAAAAAGCAAAAGAAAAAGAUCAUGCAACACAUAAUUAUAUGCUAGAUGGGUUCGUAGAAUGGAAGAACAUUCAAGUUUUAGAAUCUGAGAACAAAGAUCGACCGUUUCUAUGCCAUAUGUGUAACUACACAUCGCGUUUCAAAGCGUCAGUCCAAAGACACUUUCAGAGACACCACACCAGCUCCCAGAUUCGUCCGUACAAAUGCGUUAACUGUGACUUCGCAACGAAAACUAAAGAUCAGAUAGCGUUGCACAAUAAACGAAGCGAAUCUAAAGUGCCUAUGAGCUGUAAUUUAUGCCAAUUCACGACGAACUACAAGUGUCAAUACGUUAUGCAUCAGAAGUCUCACUACGAGUACAAGUGUACGAAGUGUGAGUAUAUUUGCAAGCAUAAAUAUGAGAUGCAGAAACAUGUUACUGCGGUACACCUUGGGGACGGUUUUAAAUGUCAGUAUUGUGGUUAUUUAGCUACAAGGAAAGAGAAUUUGCUCUCUCAUGAGACAACCCACACAGGGGUCAAACCGUUCCAUUGUACGGUACCUCAGUGUGGGUAUAGAUCUAUUAGGAAGACGUUGCUUCGUAACCACAUGGCCCGUUUUCACGGCGACAUAAAAGAUGAUGUUAAGAUUGUCAGCGAUAACAAAAUUCAGGCACUAAAAUUGCAUAUCGAACAUUUGUAAUAAGUUUUUGUGUUUAUUAACAUUGAUACUGUCUAGUAUUAACAUAGAUACCCUGCUGUCUACAUUUUUUGUCGGCCGAUAGUUUCUUUGGGCUGUUAAUCAGUAUGAACAUGUAUGGAAGUACGCACACUACACAGAUUUGGUAUCGGCCGAUUCCAUAAACAAAUUAGGAGCCGACAAAACUAUCGGCCGACUGAAAGUCUGUUAUCUACGGGUAAAGUCCGGUCACUGAGCAGAUAGAAUUUCGUACAAUGACUCCAAGCUACCCAUCCUUAUCGCUAUUAUAUUGCUGUCGCGAAUGUGCGACGGGCGGCCGCAGUGAGUGUGCGAGCGCGACAACAUUUACGCGCGAGCGAUAAGAAUGGGUAGCUCGGGGUCAUUGUACGAAAUUCCAUCUGCUCAGCGACCGGACUUUAGUAUAAAUGUAUGUCGUUGCUAGCCAAUCAGACUACACGUUUUUAUUGAAAAAUAGUACCUAUAAAAACUACAUAAGACUCAGUGUUUAGCUCUAUUCAAAUAGCCUAUAAUAACGUUACAAUGAUGUAAAAGUUAAAUGAAAAAGUCCUGUAGUAUCUUUACCUACGCUACGCAGUUUUCAAACAUUAUUCUUAGGAUAGUAAUAUUAGAUUGAUUUUUACCUUGUUGUAUUAUUCAAAAUAUGUUUACUCAUCACACUGUUAACGAAUCACAAUAUGUAUUAUAAGGUAUAGUGCUUAACUCCAGUGCCUGGGGUAUGGAAGCAGCACGGGAGAGGUGACAUUGAUAUAAUACACCACAAAAUUUUUAUCACCGAAAAAAAAAAUUCUGGGUAAUGAGUUACUGAUCCUAUUAAUGCAAAAAAAAAGUUAAAGUUACUCAAAAUUUCAUCCUAAAAUUGGUAAUUUAUGGACACACGCGUCGCUAGCACUAUUUACGUAAGAUAAUGUAACACUUAUUAGAACUCAACAUGGUCUAAGUUAGCUAAGUAUGUAAUAAUAACACUGGAAGCGUGGUCGAGGCGUGAGCGAGACAGACAGAUCGGGGCAAUAUGCGAGCGCGUACGACUACUCUAGCGAGCAGCGGAGUGACCCAGCUGACACGUAAAAUACGGACUAAAGAAAAUGUAAUAAAAAAAUUAACUUUAUGAAAAACAUUUCUUUUUCUUUUGCUAUAAAUUUUUCACACGUUUCUACAUAACCUGUUAAAAAUUUUUCGGUGAUAAAAAUGUAGUGGUGUAUAACGUGACAGAGCAUACACAUCUGCUGGAAUCUCGCUGCCGUUUGAAGUUUCAAAAACACCCUCCAGUGCCGCUAACAUUUCUCAGGCACUGAUUGAGUUAAGCGCUAGAUCUGUCUGUAGUACUCAGGCUACGUAUUUAAAGAAUGUAAAGAUGAAAAUUAGUUACCAAUAACAUCACAGGCUUUUGAACUCGACUCGGAAUGGUCUUUACUGUGUUUUUACACUGCCUCAAGUUCGGUCGCCGAGUAUGAAUUUCGUACAAUGACCCCAAGCUACCCAUCCUUAUCGCUCGCGCGUAUAUUGCUGUCGCGCUCGCACACUCUGUGCGGCGGACGGCCGUAGAGCCGCGAGCGAUAAGGAUGGGUAGCUUAGGGUCAUUGUACGAAAUACUAUCCGCUCGGCGACCGGACUUUAGAUGAAAUUUAUUUCACCUUUAUAACCGCCUACUAAUCG
Ostrinia nubilalis (European corn borer) is the source of this 3403-nucleotide messenger RNA. Its product is annotated as zinc finger protein 761-like. Bases 92 to 1732 code for a protein of 546 amino acids. Lineage: Eukaryota; Metazoa; Arthropoda; Insecta; Lepidoptera; Crambidae. Gene Ontology annotation, molecular function: DNA-binding transcription factor activity, RNA polymerase II-specific; RNA polymerase II transcription regulatory region sequence-specific DNA binding. The record is from RefSeq and is a predicted model, not a curated record. The transcript has 3 exons. Gene Ontology annotation, biological process: regulation of transcription by RNA polymerase II.